CAUAACCUAACUUUUUUCAUGUGUUUAGUGGUGUCAAUAAUUUAAAACAGAUUACUGAAAAUGGUUAAGAAACGUUAUAAUUGGAAGUCAAGACAAGUCGUAAAUACAGUAGUUGAUGAUUCAGCUACAAAAAAAAUACAACUAGAUUUACCAGUAGAAGGCCACUACGACCAAAGCAAUGAAUUAGUUCUUCCCUCAAAGAAACGUAAAACGAAAGUGAAAGACGAAAAGAACAAAGUCGUGAAAAUCCUCUCAAAAAAACAUCGAAAGAAGUUGGAAAAAAUUGUUGAAAAGAAGAAGAAAAAGGAAAAUAGAGCAUCCCUUUUAGAAGCGUUAUCAAAAGUCCAGGCAACCCCGAAUGAACUAAAUAAAUUAACCUCGAUAUCCACGGUACAAACUAAAGGACUAAAACGUCACCUCCUUGAGGAGACAACUGUGGAAAAACCCAAAAAACCAAAACGCGACCUCCAAAUACUGUCCGGCGAAAUCAAACUCAACAGCAUUUCGGGAGCAAAACGCCGCCAGCUCCUUGAAGAAGAAACCAAAACAGAAACAAUCAACGACCCAAACGUGGUUGGUUUUGAAUCUUCAGACUCCGGUAAUGACAGCGAUUCAGAACCUGAACCACCUCAAAAAGAAAAACCAGAACUUCCCCCAAAAGCCGAACCUGAAAAAAAAGAGCCUCAAAAUGAUACAAAACCAAAAGAAAUAAAGGAGCCCCAAAAUGAUACAAAACCGAAAGACCCAGAACCCAAACCGGUAAAGAAAAAACCUGAAGCAAAACCAGCAGUGUACGUCGACGUAAUUCGUGAUGAAGAAAUCCAAAAAGCCCGUUUAAAACUGCCCAUUCUGGCUGAAGAGCAACAAAUAAUGGAAGUCAUUAACGAAAACCCGGUUGUGAUCAUUGCCGGCGAAACCGGCAGUGGCAAAACCACGCAAGUCCCACAGUUUUUGUAUGAAGGGGGUUACGCUUUGAAGAAACAAAUCGCAGUAACUGAACCCCGACGAGUCGCUGCUAUAGCCAUGUCAAAACGCGUUGGCGAAGAAAUGAAUUUAAAUUCGCGCGAAGUGUCAUAUUUGAUACGGUUUGAAGGAAAUGUAACCGAAGACACCAAAAUUAAAUUCAUGACUGACGGUGUUUUGCUAAAAGAGGUCCAGAACGAUUUUCUUUUGAGUCAGUACUCUGUUGUGAUAUUGGAUGAGGCUCACGAAAGGUCGGUGUAUACCGACAUUUUAAUAGGGUUGCUGUCGAGGAUUGUUCCUUUGAGAAAAAAAAGAGGGGAUCCACUUAAACUGAUAAUCAUGUCGGCCACUUUGAGGAUUGAAGACUUCACAAUGAACCAACGAUUGUUUAAGACACCACCUCCAGUUUUAAAAGUCGACAGCCGACAGUUUCCAGUCACUGUUCACUUUAAUAAACGAACGGACGAAGAUUAUUUGAGCGAAAGUUUCAAUAAAACGGUCAAAAUCCACACGAAAUUGCCAGACGGAGGAAUUUUAGUUUUUCUGACUGGUCAACAAGAAGUUAAUUCUUUGGUUAAGAAGUUACGGGCGAAAUUUCCGCUGAAGGCGAAGCCAAUUAAGGACGACACGGAGGAGGAGGAGGAGGCGGGGCCUAAACUUCGCAAACAGAAAAAAGUGUAUGCGCCUAAAGUCGACCUGGACGACUACAAACCUGAUUGGUCCAGCGACAGCGAAGAAGAGACAGAGGAACGCCCCGUUCACAACGCCGCGCCUCUGUGGGUGUUACCCUUAUACUCCAUGCUACCAACCCACAAACAAAAUGAAGUUUUCAAACCGCCUCCUGCUGGUUGUCGCUUGUGCGUGGUUAGUACGAACGUGGCCGAAACCAGCUUGACCAUCCCUAAUGUCAAGUACGUCGUGGAUUGUGGGCGGAGCAAAGUCAAACUUUACGAUAAAGUGACCGGAGUUAGUAGUUACGUAGUCACGUGGACUAGUAAAGCCUCAGCCGACCAACGAGCGGGAAGAGCGGGACGUACGGGUCCAGGUCAUUGCUACCGCCUCUACUCAAGCGCUGUGUUCAACGACACAUUCCAGAUGUUCUCUAUACCAGAAAUCCAGCAAAAACCAGUCGACGACUUAUAUUUACAAAUGAAAUGUAUGAGUAUCGACAAAGUGGUGAAUUUCCCAUUUCCGACAGCCCCCGAUUUGUUACAAUUGAAGACGGCCGAGCGCCGACUGGAAGUACUAGGGGCGUUAACAAAAGGACAAGUCACCGCCUUAGGGCGUGCCAUCGCCAAAUUUCCGGUUUUACCCCGUUUUGGCAAAAUGCUUGCGUUAAGUCACCAACAGGAUUUACUCCCUUAUACGGUAUGUCUUGUGGCUGCUUUAUCCGUCCAGGAAGUGUUGUUAGAGAGGCCGAUUAACGAAGGCGACGAUAAGGGUGAAAGGCUUAAAUGGGCGGGGCUUCGACGACAGUGGGCGGGCAGUGGUAACUCGCUACUCUUGGGUGACAACAUGGUGCUCCUGCGAGCGGUAGGCGCGGCCGAGUAUGCCAACACCCAAAACAAACUAGAAAAGUUUUGUUUCGACAACGGGUUAAGACACAAGGCGCUUGUGGAAAUCAGGAAGUUGCGUCUGCAGUUAACCAAUGAGAUUAAAGCGAAUAUGCCGGAGGCGGAGCUUGUGGUGGACCCACAAUUAGCGCCGCCUACUGACCUUCAAGCUAAACUAUUACGACAGAUUUUGCUAUCGGGGAUGGGUGACCAAAUCGCGAAAAAGAUAGGCGAAGAGGAAGCUGAAGAUCGUGUCAAGUUUAAAUACGGUUAUCACGCGAAUAAUAUGGAAGAACCUGUUUUUCUCCAUUCUGGGUCGGUCUUACGCAAAACCCUUCCCGAGUUUGUGGUUUAUCAGGAGAUUUACGAAACUAAUAAAAUUUAUAUGAGAGGGGUUACAGCGAUUGAACCCGAGUGGUUGCCGGUGUAUGUACCCGAUUUGUGCAACUUGAGCGAACCUUUGAGUGAUCCAGAACCUAGGUACAAUCGAGCGAAUGGAAAAGUGUAUUGUACGGUGACGGGAACGUUCGGAAGUCAGGGUUGGAGUUUACCAAAUGUUGAAAUUGAGUUUCCUAGGACUAUAAAUUAUUAUAAGUGGUUUGGAAGGUUUUUGUUGGAGGGGGUUGUUUUUAAGAAGUUACUUAAGUAUAAGGAGGUGUUGUUAAGUCAGCCGAGUAUUAUGGUGAAGAGCUGGGCGAAGCUGCAGCCGAGGACUGACGCGCUUUUGAAGGCUUUGGUGUCAAAGGAAGUGAUUUCCAAAGAACGGUUGGACGAAAUAUGGAAGGAAACACCCAAAUUUCUUUUGGAGGAAUACCUGCGAUGGAUGCCCCAGUCAGCAUAUGGUGAAGUGAGUUUAAUGUGGCCACCACUAGACUAACUCUGGUCCAUUUCUCAAGCUUUGCUACUACUGGAUUUUAAUAGAUCAACAUACAACAUAAAAGAUACAAUAACAUUUAUUUUUUAUUAUAAUUUUUUCUUUUUUUUUGCUUCGUGGAACAGAAGCGAUAUAUCUAAAGGCGAUUUUUGACCUCAAAGAUGUAAGAGCACAGCAAUUUGCGACGGAUUUGUGUUAUACCUAGUGGCGAUAGCGCAUGCGCUACUUCUCCUAGGAUCAAACACAACUUCCAUAUAGAUGGUGAUAUAAGUCUUCAGGCAUCAGAAUUUAAAACAAGUUAUCUCGGCUGGAAAGAAACUCCUGAGAAGAUACUAAGUCUGCUAUAUUUAUUUGUUUAUAAUGUAUUUGGUUUAUAAAUAAAAAGUUAUACAUGUUUUCACCAAAA
This is a messenger RNA of Zophobas morio, 3796 nucleotides long. It is a transcript of the gene kz, whose product is annotated as probable ATP-dependent RNA helicase kurz. The transcript has 5 exons. Gene Ontology annotation, molecular function: RNA binding; ATP binding; helicase activity. Gene Ontology annotation, cellular component: nucleolus; intracellular anatomical structure. Bases 61 to 3393 code for a protein of 1110 amino acids. Lineage: Eukaryota; Metazoa; Arthropoda; Insecta; Coleoptera; Tenebrionidae. The record is from RefSeq and is a predicted model, not a curated record. Gene Ontology annotation, biological process: maturation of SSU-rRNA from tricistronic rRNA transcript (SSU-rRNA, 5.8S rRNA, LSU-rRNA).